Mauremys reevesii (Reeves's turtle) is the source of this 2673-nucleotide messenger RNA. RefSeq names its product potassium voltage-gated channel subfamily A regulatory beta subunit 2 (gene KCNAB2). The transcript has 16 exons. Bases 160 to 1263 code for a protein of 367 amino acids. NCBI's taxonomy places the organism in Eukaryota, Metazoa, Chordata, Testudines, Geoemydidae. The record is from RefSeq and is a predicted model, not a curated record. Gene Ontology annotation, biological process: regulation of action potential; transmembrane transport; potassium ion transport. Gene Ontology annotation, cellular component: juxtaparanode region of axon; membrane; voltage-gated potassium channel complex. Gene Ontology annotation, molecular function: voltage-gated potassium channel activity; transmembrane transporter binding; potassium channel regulator activity.
GUAAUUUGCAUGACGUGAGCGGCAGGGCUAAGAGGCCAAUGGGCAACCGGUGGGCGGAGUUUCUUCCCCACGAGGGCUAAGAUGGUCUGAGCUGGACGGAGCGGAGCAGCUGCCAGAAGGUAAAAAAGAAAACUGAGCUUGAAGACUGAGGCUGGCUCAAUGUAUCCAGAAUCUACCACUGACUCCCCUGCUCGACUCUCACUAAGACAGACUGGCUCUCCAGGGAUGAUUUACAGUGCUCGAUAUGGGAGUCCCAAACGACAGCUCCAGUUCUACAGAAAUCUUGGGAAAUCGGGGUUGCGAGUGUCCUGCCUUGGCUUAGGAACAUGGGUGACGUUUGGAGGGCAGAUUACAGAUGAGAUGGCAGAACAGCUGAUGACUUUAGCAUAUGACAAUGGCAUUAACCUGUUUGACACAGCAGAAGUCUAUGCUGCUGGGAAGGCUGAAGUUGUGUUGGGAAAUAUUAUUAAGAAGAAGGGUUGGAGGCGCUCUAGCCUGGUCAUAACAACCAAAAUCUUCUGGGGAGGAAAAGCAGAGACUGAGAGGGGACUCUCCAGAAAACACAUCAUAGAAGGUCUGAAGGCUUCCUUAGAACGGCUGCAGUUAGAGUACGUGGAUGUCGUGUUUGCUAACAGACCAGAUCCCAACACACCCAUGGAAGAGACGGUGAGAGCAAUGACCCAUGUUAUCAACCAAGGAAUGGCCAUGUACUGGGGAACGUCGCGCUGGAGCUCCAUGGAGAUCAUGGAAGCUUACUCAGUGGCACGGCAGUUUAACCUAAUCCCGCCGAUUUGUGAGCAAGCCGAGUACCACAUGUUCCAGAGGGAGAAGGUGGAGGUGCAACUCCCUGAGCUCUUUCACAAGAUCGGGGUUGGCGCCAUGACCUGGUCCCCACUGGCCUGUGGAAUUGUUUCUGGAAAAUAUGAUGGCGGAAUCCCCCCUUACUCUAGAGCAUCGCUGAAGGGAUACCAGUGGCUAAAAGACAAGAUCCUGAGCGAAGAGGGAAGGAGACAGCAAGCAAAGCUGAAGGAGCUGCAAGCCAUUGCAGAGCGCCUGGGAUGCACCCUGCCACAGCUCGCCAUCGCCUGGUGUCUGAGGAACGAAGGAGUCAGCUCCGUUUUGCUAGGCGCUUCCAAUGCAGACCAGUUAAUGGAGAAUAUCGGAGCAAUACAGGUUCUUCCAAAAUUGUCCUCUUCCAUUAUACACGAGAUUGAUAGUAUUUUGGGCAAUAAACCAUACAGCAAAAAGGACUACAGAUCCUAACUGUGCCUACUGGCCCCCUGGACUCACUCUCAACUCCUAGCCUUCUGUUUGCUUGCUUAAGCUUUACUGAAGCCAAGUGAAGAGUGUGAUUGGCAUCAAAAGAAUACAACAUGGCAAGAUGUGUUAGAGAAAUUGUUUAAAAUGUUGCUGCAAGAUGACAUAUGCUUAUUAUGUAACAUUUAUUUUGAAUGCAAGAAGAGUCACAGAUUGGGAUGGGUAUGUCAGAGCUGUGAUUUUACCCUCGAUGAUUGGCCUCUGUGCUUCCUUUUUUAAAAGAAGAAACUACUUUUUUCACAAACACACACAGAAUAUCACUGCUUUUUGUUAAUUCCAGCUCCUAUACAGUGCUUAACUGUUCAGAUCUGACACAAAAAACAUUUAACUGGAAGAAUUAUAGUCUCUGUUCCAAAAGCAAUGCUGGCUUUACAAGGAUCUGGCUAAUGUGAGUGUGGAUGACUGUUAUUUAGUUCGCUCUGUAUAUAUUUCUGUUGGAGAAGAUUGUAUUUUUUGAAGUAUUCAAAGUGAAUCAGCCAAGUUGUUGGAAAGCAGCUGUAAGAGUUCAUGCUCCACGAUUCGGUAGCCUCCCCAAGGCCUGCACUGGGGUUGGGGGUGUUUGUCACGAUGCUUUUUUUAUUUUUCUGGUGCCUCAUGUUGACCUUCCGAGGUGGCGUUGCUAAUCACACAAGGCCUGAGCCCACUCAGUUCCAGUCGGGGGCUUUCUCUCUCUAUGAACAGGCUAUGUCCUCAGCCCAAGCGCCUGUUGGCCUCAGUGGGCUUCCUGGCGAUUUGCUGAGGACAGAGUGCAGGAUGCAGUUUGUGGCUUUGAAGAGAAAUGGUGUGUUGGCGUUGAAGGCAUUCCAGUAAGAAUCCCUCACCGUGCUAGUGCUUUUCUCUCUAGCAGGCAGUGCUAUUUUAACAUGAACGUCUUGCAGGUUUCAUUAUUUCCUCUGUAAUUCACUCAGGUCUAGGUUCUCAUUGUAAACUUCAGAUUAGUUGUAAAUGUUUAGUAUAAACAUUGUACAUGUGAAACUGCUUAGUAUGAAAGAGAGCAGAGACCUUCAAUUAAUCUGUCCAGGAAACAUUCAACUUUAAUUUUAGAUGCUUGAUUUCCUUAACACCCAGAAUCUGAGAGGUUUCGUAAGCAACCUCUGGACCUGCCUGAGCCUGUCAUUGCUUUAAAAGGAGCAGGGCAGACAGGGAUUUAGUUUACAUGUGUUCCGAGGACAAUCAUGGAGAAUCGUUACCAGCUGCACACAAUAAAUGAUGGUAAUGAGCUAUUUAAUUCUAGUACCAAGAGGAUAUUGGACUAAGGAGUUCAAACCACCAGACUUGUGGCUGUGUCAGGUCUGUGGCCAGGUGCUGCUCAGUAAUGUGGAUACUGCACACUGGACUGAACAGCUGUAGUGCAUA